This is a messenger RNA of Hydra vulgaris (swiftwater hydra), 2606 nucleotides long. NCBI's taxonomy places the organism in Eukaryota, Metazoa, Cnidaria, Hydrozoa, Anthoathecata, Hydridae. The record is from RefSeq and is a predicted model, not a curated record.
AGUAGCAAGGCCAAUACCACAAGUUACAAGACUAAAGCCAAAAGUUGCAAGGCCAAGAGUUUUAAGGUCAAGUCUUGGCCCAAGAUUAAGAGUUUCAAGGCAAAGACGGACGCAAAGAUUUUUAAAACUUAAGACUUCCAUUUUCGCCUUACCUUUAGGCCAAAACUGUAAAUAGCAAGUGCUGUGAUAAUAAAACCACAUUUUGUAAAAAUAGACCAAGUUUAUGUUCAGAUUUCAACAAAAUCAAAAAGAAAAUGUGUUGUUUUUUUAAAAGGCCUAAACAAUCAAGGCCAAGGCCAAAAUUUUAAAGGCCAAGGCCAACAGUUUCAAGGCUAAGGGCCAACAGUUUCAAGGCUAAGGGCCUUGGCCUUGAAAAUGGAAAUUUUAAGACCGGGCCAAGACCAAGGAAUAACAACUUUGUUAUAUAAUAACCGCUUUAAAAUAAUUCAAUAGAUUAUCAUUUUAAUUAAUUAACUUAUUUAACUAAUAUUGCUUACAUGCAUUUUAUUAUAAAUUUAUAAUAAUUAUAUUUUAUGCUAUAGGUGCUGUGGGCAUAUGAUGAAUGCACUAAUAGCACAUAAAUUAGCCUAUAGCACUGCUAUAAACACUUUUUUUAUAAUUUUAGAUAUUUUAGUAUAAAAUGGCAGACAAAAGUUCAUCAGAGAUAGACGAAUCAAGAUCAUCUAAAAAAAUAAUUAAAGAGCCAAACUUUUAUGAUAUUGAAAAUUAUUUAUUAUUAGGAAUUUUUCCUGAACAUUUACAAGGAAGAGAAAACAUAGGUAUUAAAACGAACUUUAAAAAACAAAGUGACAGGUUUGUAAUUGUUAAUGGUAUGCUACAUUAAAAAUAUAGAAAAAUCAUGAAAGUUACUUCUGGUCCAGAGACUUUAUGUGUUGUCAAAGAAGGUUAUGUUGGAAUUUGUGUAGUUGUUGAUUAUUUUUCAAAAUGGAUUGAAGCAAAGCCUAUUUAUAAUAAAAGUGCUGAAGAGGUAUCCAGAUUUCUUUAUGAACUUAUAUGUCGACAUGGUUGUGCCUCAAUUCAAAUUAAUGAUCAAGGUCGAGGAUUUUGUAAUAAAGUUUCUGAAAAUUUGCUAAAUCUUACUGGAACCUGUCAACGUAUUACUUCAGCUCACCAUCCUCAAGCGAAUGGUCUGGUUGAACGAGCUAAUAGAACUAUACAGGGUUCUAUGCUUAAAGUGCUGAAUGGAGAGCAAGAAAAAUGGCCUCAUUCAUUAGAUGGCAUACUGUUUGCAUUUCAAACAACUCGCCACAAGUCAACCGGUGUCACUCCCUUUCAAGUUAUGUAUGCAAGGGAGCCAGUUUUACCCUUACAUUGCAUAAAUAUUGAUCAAAGCUUAAUUCAUGAUGUACCUGUUGAUUUAGACAUAGAAGAAGGUAUUUUGGAACAGGCUGAUUUGCUCGAAAACUUAAAAGGAAUUAAAAACAUUCAAAGUAUAAUUCAUGAUGAAGUAGAAAAAAAUAUAAAGAAAUCUCAAUUGCGAUAAUAGAAGGACUAUGAGAAACGUCACAAAAACCAAAUCCAAUUCAAUAUAGGCGAUGAAGUUUUUGUUUAUAAUCUUAGAAGAGCUGAUAGAAAAGGUGAUAAAGGGAAAUCUGUUUGGGAUGGACUGUACGAAGUUAUUGAAACAUUUAUUGAUAAAGGACUUUAUCAGCUAAAACAAAAAAUUGGUGAAACACUUCAUACCAAGCAUCAUGGUUCAAACAUGAAACUUUCAAAGAAAAGAUCUGAAGAUGAAAUACUUCAAAAAUCAUGUGAUAAGGUGUCUUAUAUUAAAUCUGAAUCUUUAGAAAUUGUUGAAGUUGUUAUCAGCAAAACAAACUCUUUUAUACCUACUAAUAGUAAAUGGAGAACAAAGAAAUGCUCCCUAUUGAAGAUUUCUUUAACUAAUAAAACACCUUUUAAAAAAGGUUUUGCUGUACGAAAAAAAAAGUUACAAUUGGGAAAACCGAUUAGUGUUGAUAAAAUUGAAGGUGAUGGAAAUUGCUUAUUUCGAGCUUUAAGUCAGGAAGUUUGUCUAAGUCAAGAGUUUUAUAAAAUACUGCGUCAACUAGCAAUUGAUACUCUUUUAAAAGCGGAAUAUAGAAAUGCUUUUGAUGCUUAUAUAUCAAAACUAGUUUUAAAAUACAUUAGUGAUUCAAAAAUGGAGACUGACCAAAUAUGGGGCACUGAUGUCGAAGUAUAUGCAUUAGCAACUGUCUUGAAUACACCAAUUGCUGUUUACUAUAAGCCCCCUGAAGCUUCUGUAUUUUUGUGGUUUUUUUACAAACCUCUUCUUCAAAAUACAAAUGGGUUUAAACUAAUGGAAAUAAAAGAAAAUGACCAAAUAGUUUAUCUGCAAAAUACUGGUGUACAUUAUGAUAGAGUUUUAGCUGUCAGUUGAUUUUUGUUCACAUUAAGUUGUGUUUUUAUUGACUUUUUAAAAAGUUUUAUAUAUUUAUAUUUCUUAUUGACUUUAUUUUAAGAUUGUUUUGACUAUUCUUGUUAAUCCAAAAUGUUGUGCAGUUUAUCAUUUUAAAACUAAUCAUGGACUUGUUUUAUAACUCUCCUUUAUUAAAUUUUCAUUAAGGUUUUAGCAUACAAGAAAU